Molecule: messenger RNA, 1155 nt
Organism: Oryctolagus cuniculus (rabbit)
Lineage: Eukaryota; Metazoa; Chordata; Mammalia; Lagomorpha; Leporidae
Source: RefSeq, a predicted model, not a curated record
UGUGCCCCUCGCUGAGAACCUGACGUUUGGAGAAAGGAAGGGGCCAGCUAAGCAGAUUCCUGGGGAGGGGGCACGGCCCGUGCAAAGGCCCUGAGGCGGGCGCUAUGAGGAAGAAGCCUGCGGAGGAGGAGAGGAGAAGUGGGCGGCGCUGGCGGGGGGCAGCGCUGUGCGUGGCACAGAGCAAACGCUCAGCGGAGGUGGGCCCGGGCCACGUGCCAGGGGAGACCCGGGUCCUCGGCAGAGCUCCGCCUGUGAGGGCACAGGUGCCGGUCUCCUUCAACCUGUGGGGCAGCCAGGCGAGGCAGACCGAGGAGGGGGGUGCUGGCGGCCUCCGGCAGCCCCGUGCCGACCGCUGUCCCCCGCCGCCGCGGACACUGCCCCCUGGUGCCUGCCAGGCCGCGCGCUGCCAGGCUGACUCCGAGUGCCCACGGCACCGACGCUGUUGCUACAACGGCUGCGCCUAUGCCUGCCUGGAGGCCGUGCCGCCCCCACCAGUUUUAGAUUGGCUGGUGCAGCCGAAACCCCGAUGGCUUGGUGGCAACGGCUGGCUCCUGGACGGCCCCGAGGAGGUGCUCCAAGCUGAGGCCUGCAGUACCACGGAGGACGGCGCGGAGCCACUGCUCUGUCCCUCGGGCUACGAGUGCCACAUCCUGAGCCCGGGGGACGUGGCCGAGGGGAUCCCCAACCGCGGGCAGUGCGUCAAGCAGCGCAGGCCGGCAGAUGGGCGAUUCCUGCGCCACAAAUCCUACAAGGAGUAUCCAGAGGGCGACUCAAAGAACGUGGCGGAGGCUGGCGGGCGGCUGCUGAGGCGCUUCCAGUAAGCCAGCGACAGGCAGCCUGUUCCCAAGAACAUUCUAGAAGCCUCGGAAGCAGCUGGGGAACGCUGACCCCCGGAGGUCCCCCUUUCUCGGCAGAGCGUGGCCGCAGGGUCCCCGAGACAGGCGCUGCUCCCUCCCAGCUUGGCCCUGCCUGGCCUCGGGGCCCUGUCACCAUCCCGGGCACAGGGCCUGUGGCCCAGCCAGUCUCCACCCCGGGAGCCUUCUCCGAGUUUUAAGCAGAUGUCUUCCAGGCCGGGCUCUGGGAGGCCUCGCCCCCCACCCCAGAUGUUCUCUGAAUAAACGCGUCCAUCAUCAGAUGGACAUGGAUCACCCCCUA